Chenopodium quinoa (quinoa) is the source of this 2140-nucleotide messenger RNA. RefSeq names its product ferrochelatase-2, chloroplastic-like. The record is from RefSeq and is a predicted model, not a curated record. Gene Ontology annotation, molecular function: protoporphyrin ferrochelatase activity. Lineage: Eukaryota; Viridiplantae; Streptophyta; Magnoliopsida; Caryophyllales; Amaranthaceae. The transcript has 11 exons. Gene Ontology annotation, biological process: heme biosynthetic process. Bases 175 to 1779 code for a protein of 534 amino acids.
UAUGACGGAUAAUGCCACUGUUGAAGUGUGGGCUAUACUCAUUUUGAGCAGACCUGUAAUCUGCUGCUCUUCUCUUCUCUGUUCUGUAACUCUCACUCUCUCACUUUUACUUUCUCUCUCUAAAUGCGGCGCUGAAUUUUGACCCCUUUUCCCUAUUUUUUUUGAGCUCUGAAAAUGGCAAUUGGUAGUGCUAUUUCUACUCUACAAUCUGCUCGAUUUACUGGGUUGAGGGUUUCUAAUGGUGAUGAUGUGAUGCAUUUGUCUAAGAACCGUACAUCCGUUCUUUCAUGUUGUUGCCGGUUAUUGCCACAGGAGAUGGGUACUCAAAAGAUAUAUCGUUGUGCAGGAGUGUCAAUGGACAACAAUGCUCAUGCCAAUACAUCAAAGCACUUGGUAAUAGGAAAAUGUUUCUUUGGUUUGUCCAAAGAAGAAUCUACAACAUGUCAAUCAUUCAAAAUACAUUCACUUCCAGUUGGAGCAUUACUGACCUCUGAAACUCCCGGUGUGUCUACGACACCUUCUGUGGGUGAGGAGAAAAUAGGAGUAUUGUUGCUAAAUCUUGGAGGCCCAGAGACUUUGGACGAUGUGCAACCUUUCUUGUAUAACCUUUUUGCAGAUCCGGACAUCAUUAGACUGCCUAGACUGUUCCGAUUUCUUCAGAAGCCUCUUGCUCAAUUUAUUUCUGUUUCAAGGGCUCCAAAAAGCAAAGAAGGUUAUGCUGCAAUUGGUGGUGGUUCUCCACUUCGGAAGAUCACAGAUGCACAGGCUGAAGAGUUACAGAAGGCUCUUUAUGCAAAAAAUGUUCCUGCAACUGUGUAUGUUGGUAUGCGUUAUUGGCAUCCAUUUACUGAAGAGGCAAUUGAGGAGAUAAAACGAGAUGGCAUUACAAAGCUUGUUGUGCUUCCUCUUUACCCACAAUUCUCAAUAUCGACCAGUGGUUCAAGCUUGAGACUUCUGGAAAGUAUAUUCCGGGAGGAUGAUUACCUUGUCAACAUGCAGCACACAGUCAUUCCUUCCUGGUAUCAGCGAGAUGGAUAUAUUAAGGCCAUGGGUAAUUUGAUUGAAAAAGAACUAAAGAAGUUCAAUAAUCCAAAAGAGGUUGUGAUAUUCUUUAGUGCUCAUGGUGUGCCAUUAGCUUAUGUUGAAGAAGCUGGUGACCCAUACAAGGCUGAGAUGGAAGAAUGUGUUUACUUGAUAAUGGAAGAAUUAGAAAAGAGAAGGAUUUACAAUUCCUUCACUCUUGCUUACCAGAGUAGGGUUGGACCUGUAGAAUGGUUGAAGCCCUAUACAGAUGAUACUAUUAUUGACCUUGGAAAGAAAGGUGUGAAAAGUCUUCUUGCCGUCCCAAUCAGUUUUGUUAGUGAGCAUAUUGAAACUUUGGAAGAAAUUGAUGUGGAGUACAAGGAAUUAGCUCUAGAAUCAGGUAUAGAAAACUGGGGACGUGUUCCUGCCCUAGGAUGUGAACCAACAUUUAUUUCAGAUCUGGCUGAUGCUGUGAUCGAAAGCCUUCCCUAUGUUGGGGCAAUGGCAGUGUCAAAUCUUGAAGCACGACAGUCUCUCGUUCCACUCGGCAGUGUAGAAGAGCUUUUGGCAGCUUACGACUCACAACGCAGAGAGCUACCGCCUCCAGUGACAGUUUGGGAAUGGGGUUGGACUAAGAGUGCUGAAACUUGGAAUGGAAGAGCUGCUAUGUUAGCCGUGCUGGUUCUCUUAGUGCUCGAGGUUACUACAGGGCAAGGCUUUCUGCAUCAAUGGGGUAUAUUACCAUUGUUUCAGUAAACAGAAAUGUACAUGUUAAUUUUGCCUCCUUUCCACUUUAAGUUGUUUAAAUUUAAUUUGGAUUUUCUAAACUCCCUCUUCCUCCACAAAAUAGGUACUGUGAUCAAUAUAUCUUGUAAAAAACCGUUGUACUCAGAUACAACUGUGCAUCCCUUAUAGCCCCCUUGCUAUGGGAUUUCGAAGCAUAUAUACUAGUUAGCAUACACCACAUUUCUUACCUUAAAUCAGUGUUUUGAAUCCACAUUUAGUAAAGGCGAGUAUAUAUACAGUCUACAGAGUACUUUGUAUUAAACAGUUCGUAUUUAACUUGUUAGCUCCUCGAACCAUUUCCUAUUUUUAGUUUAUUUACCUAUUUGUGAUU